ACUACACUGGAAUAGUUCUAUGAGACCACUGAGCAACGUUGCAGUCGAAAUUAUAGGUGGAAGAGGGCAUCAACAAAUUCUCCAAGCAUGGUAUACUGUGGAAAGCCCUCCAAGGGCUGUCAGAUGUGCCGGACGAGGAGGAUCAAGUGCGAUGAGACGAAGCCUACAUGUAACCAGUGUGCCAAAUCGCGUAGGAAAUGUCCCGGGUAUAGGGAUGAGUUCGACCUGGUCUUCCGCAACGAAACACAGGCAACUGAACGGAGAGCCCGGAAAGCCAGUAAGAAGCCACACACGAAUAGUCCAGCAAGAUCGGGUAAAGAUUCUUUGGUAUCUCCAAUGAUAAUCCAGGACAAUAUCGGAUCACUCCUGGGGCAGUCCAUCAUCCCCACGUUGAGUGUAUCUGUGGAACAUCAAGCUAGCUGCCGCUUCGUCUCCAACUUUAUCCUAGAACCCCGAGACGGAAGCGCUCGAGGGUUCAUGGACUUUGUCAUCCCUCUCUUACGGCAGGAGCCCCAAGGCCACUUACGUUACGCAUUCAAUGCGUGCUCCAUAGCGUUCCUGAAUAACCGGGGAGGCGUGGGAGGUAGAUUUUCGGACAGGGCGUUGCAUGAGUACACCAAGGCGCUCAAUGGGACCAAUGCCGCGCUUAGGAACCCCGAGACGCAGUUGGCGGACUCGACACUGGCUGCGGUCUUGUUGCUAGGUCUGUUCGAGAGUAUCACGGCAAAGCAAAUCGGCAUGUUGAAUUGGGGCUCGCAUACCGAAGGCGCCAUACAGCUCGUCAAAGCUCGAGGGAAGAAGCAGUUAAAGACCAAAGUUGGGCUGUCGCUAUUUUCCGCUGUCCGGACCCAAAUGAUCAUCCAUAGCCUCACAUCCGGCACUGCCCCAACAAUGGGUACAAAAUGGUGGAUCGACGAUGCGGUCCGUGAUAGCACGGCAGGUAAAUGUCAUCGUCUCAUGAUGAAGACGGGCGUGUUGCGUGCCGAGAUCGCACAACUAAUGAAUAGUAACAUUGCGCAUUACCAGCACACUCGCUCACCUCCAUCGUCUCCCCUCGACGCAAUGCGUGACAUGAUUCGGCGCGUGCAAGCAGUUGAUGACGAGGUUGUGGGCUGGAUGCGCGACGUGCCACCGGAGUGGCGCUACCGCACAGUAGCCUGGGUGUCGGCCGCGGCCUGCGGGGAUGACCUCGGGAAUGCGGAGGCGUUCCCGGGCCGCGUGGACAUGUACCACGACUUCUAUAUCUCGAGCGUGUGGAACACGGCGCGCACGGCACGUCUCAUACUCGCGAGCCUCAUUGUCCGCUGCGCCGCCUGGUCUUGCCGUCCCGUCGACUACCGUACCACCCCCGAGUACGCCGCCGCCGCUCGUACCUGCGUCGAUAUUAUUACUGAUGUCAUCGCUUCCGUGCCGUACCACCUCGGCUGGCACCUGGGCGGCGGCAGGCGACGACGAGAGCAGGUGCGGGAGGCGGUGGGGGAUUUCUACGGCGACGGGCAUGAAGAAAGGGGGGAGGGAGAAGAAGGCAGUCACGUGAAGGCGCUCGCGGGAUACUUCCUCACUUGGCCGCUGAUCUGCCUCAUCAGCCAGGACUAUACGACGGAUGCGCAGCGCGCGUGGAUCCACGGGCGCCUGAGGUUCAUCGGCGACGAGCUUGGCGUCAAGUACGCACACAUCCUCCGUCGGCUGCAGAUCCGCAUGCCCUCCAUGUUCAUCCGGAGGGACAGUUUCAUGGCGAGGCCGUAUCUGCACCCGCCUCCGCCCCCGUGUCCGUUACCCGGCCUCACGAAGGAGGAUUACCUGCAGCUAGUGCAUGGGAGAAGGGCGGGUACUGGGUUUGGACCUGGACUUGGAGCUGGACUUGGGCAGGGAGGAGGAAUAGGGGGGAUGCCAUCGUCGCUGCCCCCGGGUGCGGUGGUGUCAGGGGCGUACUUGGGACAGGGCGGCAAUAGCAGUAGCACUACUACGUAUAACGACAAUACCCACGAUCAGAACAGUACCAAUACCGGUGGCGGCGACAGCGGCGACCCCCUGAGACACGUCGAAGCCAUGCAGAAAGAGCGCUUCGAGAAGACGCGCGCGGAACUGCUGGCUAGAGCUGCGGGGGGCACGAAUGCGGGAGAAGGGCAGCGGUGGGUUGCGGAACGGUGGCUUGUGGUUUGAUCACGAAGCUCUCGAUCCUUACGAAUUUCUGUAUUUUAUAUCCUUUGCAAGGAACAGCGGAUCUAAAAAGAGGGAGGGGAAAAGUUUGAUGAGGUUAUGUCUAUUACUUACUUGGUAUAAGGUGUUUAUG
This is a messenger RNA of Hypoxylon fragiforme, 2293 nucleotides long. RefSeq lists its product as uncharacterized. The record is from RefSeq and is a predicted model, not a curated record. The transcript is spliced from 4 exons. Gene Ontology annotation, biological process: regulation of DNA-templated transcription. The coding region runs from base 88 to 2163 and encodes 691 amino acids. Gene Ontology annotation, molecular function: DNA-binding transcription factor activity, RNA polymerase II-specific; zinc ion binding. NCBI's taxonomy places the organism in Eukaryota, Fungi, Ascomycota, Sordariomycetes, Xylariales, Hypoxylaceae.